GCGCCCAGGUCAUGCUCAUCAAGAACCUCGACACGACGCUCGUCAACGGCACGGUCGGCACGGUCGUCGGCUUUGGCGUGCCCGAGCUGCAGGAGAGCGACGACGACGACAACGGCGACGAGUGGGUCCUCGGGCAGAAGGGCGAGCAGGUGCGCAGCACGACGGGCGGGGUCAAGCCCGAGCGCUCGGCGCAGGAGGCGCGCAAGCGGCAGAAGGUGGCCGAGGGGGUCGCGGCGGGCAAGAUCGAGAUGGGCCCCGUCGUCGACUGGCAGACGCCGCACGGCAUCGAGCGCAAGGUCAUGGUGCGCGAGGAGUUCAAGGUCGAGGACAACCACGGUACCAAGCUCGCGUGGAGGAAGCAGUACCCGAUCAUCCUCGCCUGGGCCAUGAGCAUCCACAAGUCGCAGGGCCAGACGAUCGCGCGCGUCAAGGUCGACCUCGGCAAGGUCUUCGAGAAGGGUCAGUCGUACGUCGCGCUGUCGCGCGCCACGUCGCUCGAGGGCCUGCAAGUCCUGCGCUUCGAGGCGAGCAAGGUGUCUGCGCACAGCAAGGUCGUCGAGUGGAGCCGCUCGCUCCAGGUCCUCGGUUGAGCCGCCUCUCGCCUCUCGCAC
This is a messenger RNA of Rhodotorula graminis WP1, 611 nucleotides long. RefSeq lists its product as uncharacterized. The record is from RefSeq and is a predicted model, not a curated record. The annotation marks the transcript as partial. NCBI's taxonomy places the organism in Eukaryota, Fungi, Basidiomycota, Microbotryomycetes, Sporidiobolales, Sporidiobolaceae. The transcript has 6 exons.